AUGAGAAGCAGUGACAGCGACUCCAAGUCCUCCGGCCCGACGGGGACUCCGGGCGAGGCGGCGCACCCGCUGAGUCCCGGCACCCUGGUGAGCUCGUGCAGCUCGGACGGCGUGCCGAGUAUGCCGAUAGGUGUUCAACCGACGCCACCACCGCCGCCUCCGCCGCAGCCGCCGACGAGCGGGGCUUUCCGGGUCGCCAUGGGCUUCAACGGCGCCAGUCCCGGGCACUGGCCCUCCGUCACGGCCGCCACGGCGCUCGUCGGCUCCAUGGUUAACUCGUCUUGUGAUCGCACCCCGCCGAACCUGAUCCAGCUCGCCAGCGGGUUCGGGAACUUCGGCCUGAACCCUCUGCUCGGCGGCAUGUCGUCUCCGCUGCUACCGCCGCCGGUCUUCGGUCUGCCUACGCUUAACUUCACGGCGGACCAGGUGUCGGCCGUUUGCGAAACGCUGGAAGAAAGCGGUGACAUCGAACGUCUCGGUCGGUUCCUCUGGUCCCUGCCUGUGGCGCACCCCAACAUCGCGGAGCUGAAUCGGUGCGAGGCGGUGCUGCGCGCUCGCGCCCUCGUCGCGUUCCACACCAACAAUUUCCGCGAACUCUACCACAUCCUGGAGAACAACAAGUUCUCCAAGGACUCGCACUCCAAGCUGCAGGUCAUGUGGCUCGAGGCGCAUUACCAGGAGGCCGAGCGGCUUCGCGGGCGUCCUCUCGGUCCCGUCGACAAGUACCGGGUGCGGAAAAAGUUCCCGUUGCCGCGCACCAUCUGGGACGGCGAGCAGAAGACGCACUGCUUCAAGGAGCGCACCCGGAGCUUGUUGCGCGAGUGGUACCUCCAGGACCCGUAUCCGAACCCCACCAAGAAAAAGGAACUUGCUCAAGCCACGGGCCUCACGCCGACCCAGGUCGGUAACUGGUUCAAGAACCGUCGCCAGAGGGACCGGGCCGCCGCCGCCAAGAACCGGUGA
Molecule: messenger RNA, 963 nt
Organism: Notodromas monacha
Lineage: Eukaryota; Metazoa; Arthropoda; Ostracoda; Podocopida; Cyprididae
Source: the annotation of a GenBank genome assembly